This is a messenger RNA of Puntigrus tetrazona (Sumatra barb), 9755 nucleotides long. It is a transcript of the gene gabrb4, whose product is annotated as gamma-aminobutyric acid type A receptor subunit beta4. Bases 1467 to 3005 code for a protein of 512 amino acids. Gene Ontology annotation, biological process: signal transduction; chemical synaptic transmission; monoatomic ion transmembrane transport. The transcript has 10 exons. The record is from RefSeq and is a predicted model, not a curated record. NCBI's taxonomy places the organism in Eukaryota, Metazoa, Chordata, Actinopteri, Cypriniformes, Cyprinidae. Gene Ontology annotation, cellular component: GABA-A receptor complex; synapse; membrane. Gene Ontology annotation, molecular function: GABA-A receptor activity; neurotransmitter receptor activity; extracellular ligand-gated monoatomic ion channel activity.
AUACAUGGAAAAGAAAUCACACCUCUCAUGUGUUUGUGCAGCACGCACGAUCAUUUUUUUUUAUCAUUUGGUUCGAUCGCUGAUCUCGAUCCGAAAUUUCAAGCCGCAUGUCGCCGGCACUGAUUUCGCACGGUCAUUUCUCCGCGGUUCUUUGCACGCAUAAGCCGUCUCAGAGUUUGUGUUUGGGGGAGCGCGUCGGGCUGAAGAAUGUGGAAAAGUGGAAGAAAUGCAUGAAAAUGCGCCGGGAUACUCUCGCAGCAUUUUAAUAGGUUGCAGCUCGCGAGCCGACAAGUACAGACAUCAUUCCUCCGCUAGACAAGCGCGUGGACAGACUGCCUUUCCUCUUUAGUUCGCUUUGGCUUUUAUUUUUUUCAACAAACACCUGCGUUUCAUUCAGCACGCUCGGAAAAGGACAAUGUCUUUUUCCCUUCUUUUUAAAUCCAAGCGUGCGCGUCGGAGAUUUUUGUUCCGGUCUUGAUUCUUUUCUCGGUUCCUGGAGGUGUUAUUGCAAUUGAAGUGUGUCAUCAUUUGCUCCGAACAAGAGCAGGAACAUGCUCGGGGAUUCAAUCGAGAGAUAAGGGGGCUUUUCCAGUACAGGCUAGACAAAUCUUGGACAUUUGCGAGCGUUUUAUUGCGAUACGCACACGCGCACCGCGCGUUUUUUUUUUUGUCCUGCUUCUGCUUCAUAUAAGGUUGUACUAUGGACUACAAGCUCUGACGUCUGCAUCAGAUAUUUUCUGCUGCAUUUCUUUAAAUGUGCAUCUUUUCUCCCCUGCGACUUUGAGAGGAACGUCUCGACCAUCAGCAGCAGGGGAUGCAGAUUUCAUUUUUUUUUUCUUUCCCACCUCCAACCUUUACAGCUGAGGGGGGGAAUAAAUAAAAAUAUCACACACUGUGGAGCACCCCCUCUUUGAAGGAGCAUCAGUGGAGUCAUGGCUUGUCCACAGCUCUGGACCUGGAAACUGCGACGACAGGUGUAGAAGAAGACUGAUACACUUCCAUUUUUUUUUCCUUUUUUCAUCGUCAUAUUUAUUUUUUUCUCCAUGGUUUGCUUGAAGAAGACUUUCCAGCACUUUUUCCAGAAGUCCUGUCGAAGCUGAGAGAUGUCUGAUCUUCUGGUGUUGAUCGAGGGGGUCUCUGACCUGCACGGAUUUCCAUAGCUGAAGAAUAACAGCUGGGACCUAUUAAAGAUUUUCUUUUUCUUUUCUUUUUCCCCCCUUUUUCUUUUCUUUUUUCUUCUUUUCCCGUUUCUUUUUUUUCCGCGGGGCUAUCACAAAUGUGUGCGCUGGUGCUUUGAUCUCAGUCGUUCAUUUGGCCUUUUUUUUCUCCCAUCCCCUUCUGUUGGAUUCUUUUUUCUACUUCUUGUUCUUCUUCCCUUUCUUCUCUUUUUUUUUUUUUUUUUUUGUAACGUCGGUUUGGAGCACGGGCGGUUGGAUUACUGAAAUUGAAUUAACGGAUUUGUGGAAAUGUUGGGUCCUCAAGAAGACAAAUUAUGUGGAAUUGUUUCUGCUCUGGCGGCCUUGUCCUUUGUCUGCUUUGCACAAAGCACCUCCACCGGAAGUACCGGAAUAUCUGUGGCCAAGACGACAGUGGACAAAUUGCUGAAGGGGUAUGACAUCCGCCUUCGGCCAGACUUCGGAGGUCCUCCAGUCAUUGUGGGAAUGAGUAUAAAUAUUGCCAGUAUUGACUCCAUUUCAGAAGUCAACAUGGAUUACACCAUCACCAUGUAUUUCCAACAAAGCUGGAGGGACAAACGGUUGGCCUACGCUGAGAUGGCUUUGAACCUCACUUUGGACAACCGUGUGGCUGAUCAGUUAUGGCUCCCAGAUACCUACUUCCUGAAUGACAAGAAGUCUUUCCUGCAUGGUGUGACGGUGAAGAACCGAAUGAUUCGGCUCCAUCCAGAUGGCACCGUUCUUUACGGACUGAGAAUAACCACUACAGCAGCCUGCAUGAUGGACCUGAGAAGGUACCCCCUCGAUGAACAGAACUGCACCCUAGAGAUUGAGAGCUAUGGGUACACCACAGAUGAUAUCGUGUUCUUCUGGCAAGGUGGGGACAAUGCCGUGACAGGUGUGGACAAACUGGAAUUGCCUCAGUUCUCCAUUGUGGAGCUACGUCUUGUGUCCAGAGAAGUGAGGUUUACUACAGGUUCAUACCCUCGGCUGUCGUUGAGUUUCCGCAUCAAGAGGAACAUAGGCUACUUUAUCCUGCAGACUUACAUGCCCUCAAUCCUGAUCACAAUCUUGUCCUGGGUCUCCUUCUGGAUUAACUACGAUGCCUCUGCUGCUCGUGUGGCCCUGGGUGUAACUACGGUGCUCACUAUGACAACCAUCAACACCCACCUGAGGGAGACCCUCCCAAAGAUCCCCUAUGUGAAAGCCAUCGAUGUCUACCUCAUGGGCUGCUUCGUCUUUGUUUUCCUGGCCCUGCUCGAAUAUGCCUUCGUAAACUAUGUGUUCUUUGGAAGGGGACCCCAGCAGCAGAAAAAGAUCAACGAAAGGCUAAACAAAGCCAACAACGAGCGUCCCCGCUAUGAGGAGAAGCGUCUGAGAGAACAGGACUCCAUUUCAGCGCCGUUUCAAAGCAACACCCUCAGGUCAUAUACACAGCGAAGAAAUCUGUAUCUCGAGGAACAAAGAAAAGUCGGGGUGGACGCUUAUGGAAACAUUCUUCUCACCACUUUGGAGAUGAACAAUGAGGUGAUGCCGUCCGACGUUGGCAGCAGCGUCAGUGACUCACGGAACUCCGUCAUGUCCUUUGACAGCUCCGGAGUGCAGUUUCGCAAGCCCAUGGCUUCUCGGGACGGGUUCAGCCACCAUUCGUUGGACCGCAGCGCCAUGCGCAGUCGUGCCAACUGCAGGCUAAGAAGGCGCUCGUCCAAGCUGAAGCUCAAAAUCCCCAACUUGACGGAUGUUAGCACCAUUGACAAGUGGUCCCGGGUCAUUUUUCCUAUCACUUUUGGAUUCUUCAACCUUAUCUAUUGGUUGUAUUACGUGAAUUGAUAUGUGUUCCCCUAGGAAACAUGGGCCAUAUUUUGAGAGCACAUUGAAUUGGCUUUGAUACAAUUGGAAAAUAUGUGUACACAUAUAUGAAAAGUUGCUACAUAUGUAUAUGCAUAUUUCUAUAUAUUAUAUUUCUAUAUACACAUGCGUGUGUAAAAUCUAAAGGACUUUUCUGGUGUAAAAAAAAACAACAUCAACAAAAAAAGAGAAACGUAUUAUAUAGAAUGACUUGAAUGUUUAAGAAUAAUACAAAAGAAACAUUUCAAAUAUUUGAAUUCUUUUCCUUCUGAAACAAACGACGAGUAACAUAUGUUAGUCCCCUGUUCGAGGGUACGGAACUAAAGACUGCAUGAUAUUUUUGCUAAAAGAAAAGAUCGCAAGAGAAAAAGAACGUCUCAUCGGCUUUUUAUCGAUACUGUAAUCAAGCUCUCCCAACCGCAGCUCAUGAAAUCAGAAGUGGCUUGUGCAUUUCGGGGCAUCGGCCGAGCAGGCCCCCAGACCCGAUCCACUGCUUUCCCCAUCCCCAUGAAAGAGAUUGACGGAAAUGUCCGUUUCUACACUGUACAGCAGCCUCUUUUGGAAUUAUGUGUCAUUCCUUGAUUUUGCAAGUGACAAGUGUUCUCUUUAUCGGACCUCUCAGCUCUGGUCAAUGGUUUACACUGGACGGCCAUCAUGAGUUUUAACCAAUGCAUCCUGCCCAGAGUCAGUAUGUUUCAUUUUUUUCCCUUCUCUCUUUUUUGCAGAUUCUCCUUUUUUCGGUUUUGGGCUAAGGGUUUAAUCCCAAUUUUUUGGAGGGCAUCACCUAAACAUGUUCUAGAGGUAGUUCAUUAAUAGAUACCACCGGUACGCUUCAUUCAUUGGGAAUUUCAGAAAACAAAGAAAAAACAAAAAAGAGUACAUUCAUUCAUUCAGUAGCCUUAUUGACAUGGUCAGGUAGUGUUGCUGUUCUUUCUUUACUCUUGUUCCUAGUGCAUUCCAUCUGUUCUAUUGAUACAGUAUUCAUGAACAUCUUGUAGAGCUUUGUGUUGUUUGGAAUGGAGGGAAACCCUUAGUGAGCUGUAACGUUUCUUUAGAACUUGGAUUUGAAGUUAGUCCAACUAUGUGAAAAUGUACAAAAUAAGGAAAGAAAAGAUUAUUGUGUAUUCAACAGGGGAUGUGACCAUGUUUUUAUCUGUUUCAUGUUUAAGUCGACCACUCGAACCAUAGUGUGACCUGAUAUUGUAUAUAUUCAGUCAUUGUAGUGAUCCAUCCUGAGAAUGAUAUACGCUGAUGUUUUUAGUUUCUCUAAAAUGUGCCUGUCUGAAACCUGAAGGAUGUGUCCUCAGUUCAUCAAUCAGUGAAAGAGGGCCAAAUGACCCUUGAUCUUUGACCUUUCACUUUAAGCACUGCAGACCCACCCACAGCUCUGACGUUUUGCAUCUUGGGAUUGAAUCUCAAAGAUGAAUGACAUCAGCAUAAUCAGGAGAAAAAAAAAAAAAGCUUCUGAGUCUUUUCGGGGCAAAAUGACAUGUACGAUAAAAGCCAUGAACUGAAGUGACAACCAAAAAGGCCUAUAAUCCAUUUCUCUUUUUACCAUUAACCUCUGAUUCACCCACCACCAUUUCUUUUGGGCUUCACCUCAUUAUGAUUUACCUCAGCUUCAUUGACACUGAGGUCACCAGAUCUUUCUCUAUCUCCAGGUGACUGCUCAAUUUCAUAUAUCAGUUCAUCUACCAUCCACGUUCGUUUCUGGUAGUGUCUAGAUGUCUCACUGCUCGGAGCAGUUCGGUUGAGGAGAAGCAUUCCAACAGAUGCUUUUCACGGCAAUGUUGGAUCAGUUCUUGAAGAUGCGACUGAGAACUGAACUGCUGAAUAACUGAGCAAGGGGACAUUUAAAAGGAAAGAGGGUCCGGUGGUGGUUUGAGAACACGAGAGCCUUGAAUUUGCUUGGGUUACCUGAGAAGGAUCAUCUGAGCAGGCCUCAGACCUCAGAUCUCAGCAGAUUCCCUUGGCUCUCGACCCCCACACCACUCGGGAAAGUGUGGACCAGCCACCAAAUCACCAACAGAUCAUUCAUUCCAUGGAGAAACAAAGGAAUCAGGGAAAUCCGAAGGUAUAGGAGGCUGUACCUCAAGGUAUUUGAGUCAGUCAGCAGAUGACCGUAGGAGCACGUUUGAAGGAUUUCCACUUAAUGUGUUAUUAUAUUUGUUAUUGUGAGCACGACCAUAACACCUGUGCAAGGGAGCCAGUACUCUCAAGUGCAAAGCAAGACAUGCACAGUUGCAUGCACAGUGUAGCAAUUAAGUUAAGCGCAAAUCUGCACUAAAAGAGGAUGGAGGUCAGAGUGCUUUUCUUGAGAAACCCUAACUAUUAUGAGUGUUAUGGGGGUGCCUUGGCCAGUUACAACUCCCAGUAGGCAUUCGAGAUGCUGCAAUGCUUUGCCAAUGAAGGCUCAAAGGCAGAGUAGUUAGGUACACACAUUUAAUCUUUAGCGUUUAGAUGUGCAUUUACAAUGUAGAUCAGACCUUUAAAGCUACAAUAUCGGUCCACCUCUACUAGUGCAGUGUUGUAGACAAGUGUAGUGAUAAGUUGAAAAUGCCAACUGCACCAUUAGCCAACGUUUCUCUUAAUGUAUUCCGGACCAGAUUUUUUUUUUUUUUUUUUUUUUUUUAUUGUUUUCUUCUUUUUCUUUUUGAGACUGGAAAACAUAGUCUGCUUUGCCUUUGACAAAUUGGAAAGGUGGAAAAGUGGCACGACGUCUAAGUGGCAUAUCUAUUUAAGUUUAUUAUCAUUUGAGCGCCAGUCACUAUUUACUGAUAAAGACUGCACAAUUAAAAGGAUGUUGAUAUAUUUUUGUAUCAGAUAUUACUGCUCUAAGUUAUCAAUCAGUGUUAAUAGGUGCUCUAAUUGUUUCCUUAGUGUGACUAACAAUAGAGAAAAAAGUGCAUACAGUAUCAUAACCUGUGGUUCGGUAUAUUAUCCAUGAGAAUAAUUAGAAAUUCUUAGUAGUAGUUUGUACAAGAGGUUCAUAACUAUAUACAUAUAUAAGUUAGCGACCAUUUGCUACAUAGCUUCAUUACCUUCUAGUAGACUUGCUGGCACUAUGCAGUCUUUUUCGCUAAUGCUCAGUUUAACGUUCCACAGGGUAAUCUGAAACAUUAUUGGUCCAUGCGUCCUGACCAAUCACGAUAGGCAAGGGUUGAAUUUCUCGAUAGCAAGGGGGAUUAGAGAAAUGCUAAUACAGCCAUACUGUGCCACUGAGACAUGUUGGAUGUUGAAUUUGUGCAAAUGGAUAUUGUGUUGAUCAUCAACAUGUUCUUGUAGCACCAGCACUCUGCUUAUUCACAGUGAGCUUACACCUAGGACAGAUUUUUGGUAAGAUUCUGGUUGGUGGGCAUUCGUCCCUGCAAGAUUUGCCUUAACGAGAUCACUAAGCAUUUUUCAUGAAAUAUUUCUGAGCAAUACAAUGCAAAUACAACAAAGUUCAUGAGAGAGUGAUUCUCUUUCAACUCAAUUCAAGCCUUAAACAUGGUUAUAGAGCAUUAUAAUUUGAUCAUUGGACAUUUGGGGUACAAUUCAGUUCUAGAACCUAGAAAAUAUAGUGAUAAAUCAGUUUCCUCAAAUGUCUCACCCGGGUACUCUGGCUAUGUUUCCACUGCUUAACCUCAGAACCCCAAAAUGUUUACUAAAUAACUAAAUAUUUACAGGUUUAGAAUUCCUAUGUCUCACUUUCAUAAUUACACCUCUAUCUUACAAAUUGUGAACUCAUUAUUAUUAUCUAUGCCUUUUUAUUUUUACUUUAACUUGACAGUUGUGUUCCAGUUAUAUAUAUUUUAACUGGGCGAACUCCUAGUUACAAUUUUAUUUCUCGUAAUCGUAUUAAACAAUAUUUCAACAUUUUAUCCAGGUUAUUUGGUUCUGAGUUUUGUAAGUGGAAACUUGGAUAUAUAUGGUAAUUCACACCAGAAAGUAUGGUAUGGAUAACCUAUAAGAAAAAAAAAUGCACGGAUUACAGAUUACAUGGCAAGAAGUAGUACAAUAUUAUUCCCACAACAUGAAGGGUUUACAUGUAGCCCAAAUGCUAAUUUCUUUAUAGCCUGCUUGACCUGUUUGCUAAGUCUGCAACCUACUGCAGUACAAAGACAUAGCUCCAUCGAAUAUCUACAAUGGCACAAGUUGCUGUUUUAGAAAUAGCUAUCAGGUUAAUCAUACAUUCUCACAUAUGUUUCACCGAAGGAGAGGCGCAUGCAACAAACCAUGCUAGCAUUUUAGCUUUUGAUUUGAAAGUUUAGUUACACCGUAGUGCUAGGAUAGAUAAAUUGUCGUUGAGACCAAUUUGCCAGUUUACAUGGGUCAUUUGGCCAAAAUACUCAGAUAAAUGUAGCAGCACUGAGUUGAGAGUUGGUAGUUGACUCAUGGCAGUCCAUGUUAAAUUAGCUCUCUUUAGUAAUCUUAAUUUCAAAAUCGCAAAGUCUACAUCAGUACUUAUUCUGCAUGAUUAGCGACUUUAUAUUCAAACAACCUGUGUCUUUUGUUGUGUAUUUUAUUUAUUUUUUAUGAAAUUAAUCAAAUUUGAAGGUCGGUGGCUCUGUUAUCAGAAUGUGUCGGAUAUGUGGGUUUUAAAUUGUGAUAUAAAUUGCUGCUAAUUACCACUUUUAGCUAGUGAUGCACAAAACAGCGUUCAGUUUUGACCACUUUAAUAUACAUGUGUCAUUUCUAGCUUUCUUUGCCACCUUAAAAACUGUGUUUGUUUGAAAAGAAACGGGCCCUUCGUGUCUAUAUUCGCAACUAAUCUUGCACACUCUCUUAAGAAUAGUGGCUCAGCCGUAGAUACACUGUUGCAGACUCCAUCUAUUAAGAUGGAUAUUAUUUAGGAAAUAACGGGCCGGGAAUAGCAUUUAGAAUAACAUUGUGUCAAGGUAGCAUACUCUUGAGCACCGAUGGGAUUGUUGGCCUUUUUUGGAGAAUGUGACUCAUCGUAAUUUUAAAGUAUGAUUUCUUCUGUGUAAUUUGCUAUCUGGUUAGGGGAUAGGGGGCACAUUUUCCUUUCGCCUUGCACUUUGCUUUAGUUCUAGGAGAACGUGCUGUUUGUUCAUGUUUUUUGUCCUUUUUUUAAAACAGCUUUGCACAACUUACGGCGGGGGGUGGGAGGGUUUGACAGAACUCAACGAGGCUAAUGCGUUCUGAUGACAACGAAGGACAUAACUAUCUACGCACUUCACACAAAAUCACCCCAUAUGCUCACUUCCGCAUUUUCAUACCAUUGACAUAACUCGACAAAUCAUCGAAUAGCUUUUACUCGAGUACAUCGUUUUUUGUCUUUCGCAACAUCCACCCAUGAAGCAGGAGAAAAGGAAGUACAAAAACUGUUGAACUGAUUUUAAUGUGAAUUUUCUUGCCUCUUGUGUAUAUGUGUAAUUACAUGUGAAUUGUAUUGUAAAUAUGAUAUCUUUCACUUAUAUUUCUUAAUGCAUGAACAAAACAGGGCAGUUGGUAAUAACAGCUAGCCUCAAUGCUACUGGCAUGGACAGCUUUUACAGCACCGGCAUAACUUCUGCAAACGGAACCUAUCUCUGAAAAAAAAAAAAGAAAAGGAGAAAAACUCACACGGUUUUGUUUUGCAUGUCUCUUUUCGGAAAGGUUUAUUUUCGUAAUUUCUUUUCUAUCCUAAAACUGGCCACUCAUAUCACCCUCACAUACGAAGAAAGAAAGCUUUUUGCUUCUUCCUGUGCACAGAGAUCGAACCAAACACUGUAAAUCUUAAAUUAAAAAUAGAGAACAAAAAAAGAAACGUACUAUAUCAGAAAAGGAAAGCUAUGGAGAAUACGAUUCAUGGAAUCAUCACUUAAAAAAAAUAAAAAGAUGUAUGCGAAGAUAUGCACAUUUUCAUUCCUCUCUUGCUUUUUUGUAUAUCACAUACGGAGUAUAGACACACCUAUUAAGCCAUUAGUUCAAAGUAGACUAGACCUGCUUACAUCUCGUUGAGCAAAACAGCAAGUUAAAGUUUCAUGCCAUGAGAAUGCAUGACUGGCAGAGCAAAUUCUUAGAGUUUGUUGAAAUGUAUGGGCCAGUGACUUUGCUGUGCUGAUAUUUUUAUUUGAUUUUUUUUCCCUUUGCGCCAGGAUAGCGUUACUGAUAUAGCGAAUUAUAACACAUAAACACAGCUCACUCAAGCAAAAGUACUAACCUGAAGAGAAAAUCAUCCCAAAAACUAAAAAAAAAUUGGCAAAUAUCUAGGGCAACCACCUCAUACCUAAUUUGAAAAUUCAAUUGCUAUUCAGUACUGUUUCGUUUCAUUUCUACUUGCCUGUAUUUGUUGUAUUCUUUAAAUGAAUUGUUAACUCUUAUUGUUGAUGUUUUCUCAUAGAAAGGAAAUAUAUUUCUACUUUACAUCCUGCCCUGAAAGUAAAAUGCAUUCUGUUUUUGUGUUGUACUGGUUUUGUUCUCAUUAAGCUCUUGGUUUGAUUCUGUUGAACUAUUGAGGUGUGAUGAUUUUUGAUGAUCCAUUUGGGGGUAUGAUUUGUCUUCAUGAAAUCAACAUUUGUAAAGUAUAUGGUUGUAUUCUCUUCUUUUUUUUUUCUUUACUUUUUCUUUUUUUCUUUCUUUCUUUUAUUUUUGUCAGUGCCAAUUAAUGUAAUGGUGUCGGUCAGCUUUUCUAGGUGUUUGAGCAAAAUGUGUUUUUUACUAAUACAAGAUGUUACAGUAUGUGGUACAAAAAAAGGGUUAUAAGUAACCAACUGACUUUUUACAAAUAAAGGCUUAUACAGUAAA